Zingiber officinale is the source of this 2114-nucleotide messenger RNA. RefSeq names its product phospholipase A1-Igamma1, chloroplastic-like. Gene Ontology annotation, molecular function: glycerophospholipase activity. Bases 410 to 2071 code for a protein of 553 amino acids. Gene Ontology annotation, biological process: lipid metabolic process. The record is from RefSeq and is a predicted model, not a curated record. Lineage: Eukaryota; Viridiplantae; Streptophyta; Magnoliopsida; Zingiberales; Zingiberaceae. The transcript has a single exon.
UCGAGACAUCGAGUUUGGUACGGUACGGUCCGACCCACAAUUGGUCGAAAAGUUUGACUUCCACAAUUAUAAUUUUCAACAACCUGCUCCUGCGACAAUGACUCCUUUUACCUGAUUCUACCACUCGUUCUAAAAUUGAGACUGCUUCAAAAUUUAAUCUUUUCUUCGCAGCAAGCUCCAAAAUCCAAUCUUUUGCUGGAAUCGAGCUUCAAAAUCCAACCUUGACUUGAUCAAGUCUUCUCCCUUCCUCAGAUCGUCUCUAUCUGUCUCUAUUUAUAUCCAUUCAGUUCAAUCUUCUUUCUCGUCUCAGUUUAUUCAAUUCAGUUGAAGAUUUGUUCGAAUUCUGCUCUCUGAAUCUUGCAGUUUCUGGUUUCCCCUGUUUCUUCAUCAUAACUUGCAGACGGAGUUGAUGGCGUUGCCGUCUUCCGCCUCCCCUGGCCGUUAUUCUCCGCCUUUGUCCGACACCAUGCACUCCUCUCUAGCCCAGGCCAUCCCCAGGGCAUCCGCCGUUGAGACGCCGCAGCACCAGGAGCGCCGGUUGAGCGCUUCGUUACAUGUCCCUACCACCCUCUCCAACCUCCUCCAUCUCCACGUCGGGAGCGCGCACGGCGCUGGCACCGCCGCCGGCGAUCUGCCAACCCCGGCUGCUAUCCGGCCCCACACGCCGGCCUUCUCCCCCAAAGAAGACAUAUCCUCUCUGUUCCAGGAGAUCCACGGCCGCGGCGACUGGAGCGGCCUCCUCCACCCGCUCCACCCCUGGCUCCGCCGCGAGAUCAUCAAGUACGGCGAGCUCGCCCAGGUCACCUACGACGGAUUCGACUUCAACCCCUUCUCCGAGUUCUGCGGCAGCUGCCUCUAUGGCCGCGACCGCCUCCUCGCCAAGGUCGGCCUCGCGCGCACUGGCUACACGGUCACCAAGUACGUCUACGCUAUGUCCCAGAUCGAGCUCCCCCGGUGGCUCGAGCAUUCCCUACACGCCGACGCCUGGAGCACUGACUCCAACUGGAUGGGCUUCGUCGCGGUGAGCGACGACGCCGAGUCCCGCCGCAUCGGCUGCCGCGACAUAGUUGUCGCCUGGCGCGGCACCAAAGCGCCCACCGAGUGGUUCGAGGACAUCCAGGCGACUCUCCGCCCUCUCGGCGACGGCCACGGCGACGCCAAGGUGGAGCGAGGCUUCCUCGACGUCUACACCUCCAAGAGCGAGAGGACGCGCUACAACAAGACGAGCGCGUCGGAGCAGGUCAUGGCGGAGCUCCGCCGCUUGGUGAACCUUUACCUUGAACAGGGCGAGCAAGUGACGCUGACCAUCACCGGCCACAGCCUCGGCGGCGCUCUGGCGCUGCUCAACGCGUACGAGGCCGCGUCGGCGCUGCCCGAGGACGUCCCCGUCAGCGUGAUCUCCUUCGCGGGGCCACAAGUAGGGAACGCGGCGUUCGGGGAGCGGCUGAGGGAGAAGCAAGUGAAGGUGCUGCGGGCUGUAGUGAAGCAGGACUUGGUGCCGCGGUUGCCGGGUAUCCUGUUCAACGAGCGUCUGAAGACGUUAGAAGGGGUGGGGAAGAAGAUGGAGUGGGUGUACGAGCACGUCGGGGUGGAUCUGGGGAAGGACCUGGUGCGGCGGUUGCCGGGGAUCUUGUUCAACGAGCGUCUGAAGACGUUGGAAGGGGUGGUGGGGAAGAAGAUGGAGUGGGUGUACGAGCACGUCGGGAUUGAGCUGGGGCUGGACGUGAAAUCGUCGCCGUUCCUGAAACAUGGCGUCGACGUCGCCGGAUUCCACCACCUGGAGACGUACCUCCACUUGGUAGACGGGUUCGUGAGCCGAGACAGGGGGUUCAGAAGGGAGGCCCGUCGCGACGUGGCGCUGGUGAACAAGGGGAGCGGGAUGCUGCGGGAGGAGCUCCGGAUUCCGCCGAACUGGAGUCAGGCGGCGAACAAGGGCAUGGUGCGCAACUCCUUCGGCCGGUGGGUGAAGCCGGCGAGGGAGGCGGAGGACAUCCCCUCGCCUUACAGAGAGGUUAGCGGAUGCCCUGGCGGAAGAAUUGGGGAGAAGUCGUCUGUACAUUCACUCUGUUGAAGAAUGAUUCAAAAUUAAUAAUUAACGAUUAAUGAGGUGAUAA